UCCUGUCAGUUGGCAACUAGCAGGCGGCAGUGCGAGACGUGCGCGCUUAACCUGCUCGCAGGCCCUUCCUACCGGUCCUGCUGUCACAGGCGCUCUCGAGUCUCUCGGGCUUUUCCGGUGCUUUUGCUGGUUCCGGUAGAGCCCCUUCCUUGGUCUGUCGAUACUGCUGACGCUCACAGGUCCUUCUUUGCAUUGCUGACCGAGUGACACUUAUGUCCUAGGGACAAUUGCUUAUACCGCAAACAUUGAUAGGAUGUUUAAAGUGACCAUGCAAGAACUUGAUAAUUGGUGACUUCAACGGGGUACGAGGAUUGUUCUUACAUAAGUGAUCUUAGGGAAAGCAUUCCUCGAGGAGGAGAGUGUAGGUGUGGGAGGAGGAGGAGAAGGACAAGUAUUUCAUUGUUUGAUUUUGUCUAUUGAACAAUCUGUACUGACUCGCUGCUUUAGGUUAAACUUUGAACAGGAGACAUUCAGGGGUAAAGUGAUGCUUCCCAGAUGAAUUCGAAUAGGCAAUUUAAUUGAAGUGAUAUAAAAGAGACAUUCUUAAGGAGAACAGUGUGAGUUCACAGUACCGUGACCAAGGAGAGACCUAAAGGCCUGUGACGCCGCCAGCUGAAAAGUGAUCGUCAUCUGAUUGGUCUUCGACCUGUCGGUUGCGUAUACACUAGAUAUCUUACUAGGGACCAUUUGCUGCCCUUGUUACAACUUUUAAAUCCUAUUGUACCGGUUAGAAUUAUAUCAAAAUAUUCUGAUACGCUUUAUUGUGGGGCUUUGUCAAAGGACUGUUGAGUUUGAAGUGCUUAGCAUCCGCCAUCUGCUUUGAAGAUUGACUAAAUCAUCCCAGGAAUAACAUCGUCAAGAUGAUGCUCGCUGCCUAUUUCGAUCAGUACCCUGCGCAUCUUGCUGCAGCGGCGCGUCGUCAGGCGGGUCAGCAGCAGGAGCAGCAAUCGGCGCCCAGGGUACUCAACAGAAUGGCCACCCCGCCGCAGCCACCCUCUGAGGGCGGCCGUACAUACACACUCACCGACGCCUCAGACGAACCGCAACAACAGCCACAACAGCACCCAUCUCCCUCACACCAACACCACAACAACGUUGGUUCCUCCAACAAUCACCGACACACCACACCGCCCCCGCCCCCGCCUCAUCAUCCGCUAACUGCAGACACCAACGAACUACGACCACUCAAGAAGCCCCUCCCUCAGGAGGGCCGAGAAGUGGAGAAAGGUGUGUCCGACGAAGAACGUCGUUCGAAUGGGACUUACUGCAAGGUUGUCCCUCCUCCCCCAGCAUCUGCCCUGAGCAACAACUCCAAGUCCUUGGCCACAUCAUCCACCACAGGGUGUCCUGUGCAUGACCCUACGCACCCACAGUAUCGCCCACCGCACGCCUACGCGCCUUCUUCAUCCUCCGGUGGAAGUUCCAGGUCAUCAGCAGCCGAUUCACAACUACUUCAUUGCGGUAUCUGUACUCAGAGAUACUCCAACCCUAAGGUGUUGCCUUGUCUUCAUACCUUUUGCGAGAGGUGCCUCAUUAGCUACACGCCCGCGGAGUCGCUCACGCUCACCUGCCCAGUGUGUCGUCAGCAGUCAAUCUUGCCCAAGGACGGAGUGCCGGGUCUUCAAAGCAACACUUGGGUACGCGGUGUCAUGGAAGCCAUGGACAGUGGGGCGGCUGGCCCACCCCUACCGGGAAGUGCCCCAGGCCCCUGUGCUCUCUGUCUUAACUCACAGCCUACUUCUAGAUGUGUACAGUGCCAUAAACAGAUGUGUGCCUCAUGUGCCACUCGACACACACAGGACUCGGGAAGUGAGAGCCAUAGCGUGGUGAGUCUGUCGGAUAGUGAUGCUGGCUUGCCUCACGCCAACGGUUACCAUGACGACGAGACUACUCUCUACUGUCCUUCGCAUCAGGGGCAGACCUUGCGUUUUUACUGUCGGGACUGUGAAACUGCAGUAUGUAGCAGUUGUACUGAUAUUGAGCAUCGCGCACAUAAUACCCUCCACUUGACAGAUGCUGUAGAAGAACACCGUUUAGCGAUGCAUCAGCUGAUUGACAGGGUCACAAUGCAGUUGCCAUGUGUGAAGGAAUCCAUAUGUGAUAUUCAAGAUGUGAGUCGCAACCUGAGAGAGAAGAGGACAGAGGCUGAAAAGGAAAUCCGGAGGUGUUUUGACAUCCUUCAUGAAUUGUUGGAUAAGAGACAAACGACACUCAUCAAUUCACUCAACACUAUUGAGUCAGAAAAGCAGCAGACCCUAGAUAACCAGAAGGAAGAACUGGAAGCAUGGGUAUGUGGAGUGGAAAGUGGAUGCGAGUUUGUUGAGAAAGCCUUGGCACACUGCCCUGCAAUGGAAGUAGUUCUUGUCAGGAAACAACUUGGUGAGAGACUCAUGGAUUAUGCAAACAUGAAUGUCCCUCCAGCUCCACGUGAAAAUAGUCACCUAAAGUUUGUGGUAGGCAACAUUGACCCCUUAAAGACAGCCUUCCUUCAUGUGGGAAGUAUUCAAAGCAACAGUGCUGUGCCUCACCAAACAAGUGCCACUGGAGAAUCGCUUAGACAGAUAACUGUGGGUCGUCAAGCCAUUGUAACAGUAGUGACUAGGGAUCACAAAGGAGAAAAAGCAUCUUGUGGUGGUGCAGAAGUUACUGCAGCUAUUUCUCGCACAAGUUUAACAGUGACUCGUCAUGGUUCAAGCUCACCGCGGGCUUCAUCUCUUUCUCCACGAGCUUCGAGUAAAAGCCCAAGUGGAUCUCGAGAAGAGCUCUGCCAACCUCAGGUGCUUGAUCUGAACAAUGGGACAUAUGAAGUGGCCUUCACAGUUCAUGGAGAAGGAACCUAUUGUUUGGAGGUGCUCUUGUAUGGUCACCCUAUCAGUGGCAGCCCAUUCAGCAUUGCUGCCAUACCACCUUUGGAAGAGGACAGUGGUAGCAGUCAGCGAUCUGUCCCUCCCCACACAUUAGCUAGACAGCAGUCGCACUCAACGCAGGAGUACCUUUUUACUGCACUUAAGGUGACAUCUAGAGCAUCUCGAGCAUCUAGACGACCACUGUCUCAUCGUUCAUCAUGCUCCAGACGCACAAAUCCCAUUGAAGAUGACAUGUUGCUAAGGGUUGGACGAAGGGGACGCAACAGAGGAGAAUUUGUCAAUCCUCAGGGCAUUGCAUACAAUGCUGUUAAGGAUGGCCGCAUAGCAGUCGCUGACUCAAAUAAUCAGUGCAUCCAAGUCUUUACACUGGCUGGAGAGUGCAAGCUAAGGUUUGGUGUUCGUGGCCGCAGCAUAGGGCAAAUGCAGAGACCAACAGGUGUUGCUGCUUUACCAAAUGGGAACUAUGUAGUUGCAGACUAUGAAAACAAAUGGGUGUCAAUAUUUGAACCUUCUGGAAAGUUUGUCACUCGUAUUGGUCAUGGGAAGCUCUUGGGACCAAAAGGGGUAUGUGUUGAUAACAAUGGGCACAUUAUAGUUGUGGACAACAAAGCCUCUUGUGUUUGUAUUUUCCAACAAUCUGGGAAGCUUCUGACAAAAUUCGGCAACAGAGGAACAGAUGAGUUUCAGUUUGCUGGCCCUCACUUUGCAGCAGUAAACAGCAUGGGACAUAUUGUUAUUACAGACUUUCAUAAUCACUGUGUUAAGGUAUUUGAUAGUGAUGGAGAUUUCUUAUUUACUUUUGGUACAAGUGGAGAGGGAAAUGGGCAGUUCAAUGCCCCUACUGGAGUAGCUGUAGACAGCAAUGACAACAUUAUUGUUGCCGACUGGGGAAAUUCUAGAAUUCAGGUGUUUGAUUCCCAGGGCUCUUUCUUGUCAUAUGUCAACACCCUUGCCGAUCCUUUGUAUGGACCUCAGGGCAUGACACUUACUCCUGAUGGACAGAUAUUUGUUGCAGACUCUGGCAAUCAUUGUUUCAAAGUAUAUAAAUACCUACAGUAGCUUUUGUUUACCUUAGUCCAAUUCAAUAAGUCCAAAUUAUUUCCUUAAGGAAGAUCUAGGUUACCCUCAUAACUUUCCUGUACUAGAGCUCCUCUUCAAUGAAUUAGAAUUGACAUUAGUGCAGGUAUUAUUCUUGUUAUCUAGGUAUUGGUUUUAGACCUAAAAAUGUUUCAUGAAAUUCAUUACUGGAUAGUAGUAUGGAGUAGUUUUGUUACGUAACUAGAUAUUCAGUUUUUGUAACUGAAUUUGUAUACAGUAUAUGCAUUCAGCAUUCCACUUAAUAAUAGACAAUAUUUUUGUACUAUUGUACUAUGUAUUGCCUUAAGUAGACUAUUGAAAAUAUAGUUCAGUGCCACAUUAACUCAUGGGUGUGUAUGUGUGUACAUGUGUGAAUAUGAGAUCAGUGAAAUUACUAUCUUUCUAAAGCAUUUAAAUAUAUACAAGGAUAUCUAUAAAUACCUAGCUAAGAUAUGCUUUUGUUGUGAAGUGCUGGAUUUGGGCCAUUAUUUAGCUAAAUUACAAGAGAUUAUCAAUGAAAUCUCAAUUCUAUGGCUCUGGUGCUAAAAUUUCAAAAUAUUUUCAGUUAAUUGUAUAUCAAUGGAAGUCUGGCUUCAUCCAUAAAUUUGUAUCCAAAUAAAGUAGAAACCACUGUUAAGUGCCAUUUUACUGUGUUACUAAGCCUCUGAGCAUACAGUAUUUGCAAGAACUUGCAUUUAUUAUGAAGUCUUUCAUGCUGAAUAGAUUGGCACAGGGCAACUACAGGUGUGCUAAAGCCAUUUAAUAUAAUUUUCAGCAUAUUUGUAAACUACGUUGUGUUACUUAUGUAUAAAAAAUUUUUUGUUAUAAUUUCAACUAAUUAACCUAAAUAGAAAAUAAUUCCUCUUCAGUUUGUAAAAAGUCUAUUCUUUCCAUAACAGAUAUGUUAGGUUUAGUUGUUUGAUUGUAUAUAAGUGGUUGUAAACAAUGACACUAAAUGUAUAAUCAUAUACUAUUACAGUAUCAACAAAUGUAAUUAUGGUGCAAGCUAAAUGUAUUAUAUAUCAACAAAUAUUAGGAUUACCUUGAUGAAUAGGCUUAAAAGUAUUGGUAGCUCCCCACAUCCAUUGCCUAAACGAAGAUAGACAGUAUACUGAAAUAAAUGUAUGUUGUCAUAAACUAUCCUAACAAAGUGAUUAUAUCAAAACUGUUGCUUUUUGUGAUCUCUGUCUGCUAGAAUUAAGAAGUGUAUUAAAAACUAGUCUGAAGUGUAUAGUUUGUGUAUAUAAUUUGGCAACACCUUUGUUUCUCUGAUGACAAUUGUUUUUCCUUUCUCCUUUUGUUGUUUUGUUUGUGUAUUGCACUCGUUUGCUUGAAAAGAUUUUUGUCGCAAAGAAUCACAAUAAAGUUUUGGCUGAAAA
Molecule: messenger RNA, 5323 nt
Organism: Macrobrachium nipponense
Lineage: Eukaryota; Metazoa; Arthropoda; Malacostraca; Decapoda; Palaemonidae
Product: tripartite motif-containing protein 3-like
Exons: 18
Coding region: 861-3926 (1021 amino acids)
Biological process (GO): negative regulation of translation; proteasome-mediated ubiquitin-dependent protein catabolic process; protein polyubiquitination
Molecular function (GO): ubiquitin protein ligase activity; zinc ion binding; protein binding
Source: RefSeq, a predicted model, not a curated record